Messenger RNA from Trichomonas vaginalis G3, 1248 nucleotides. RefSeq names its product GTPase, IMAP family member-related family. Bases 1 to 1248 code for a protein of 415 amino acids. Gene Ontology annotation, molecular function: GTP binding. NCBI's taxonomy places the organism in Eukaryota, Parabasalia, Trichomonadida, Trichomonadidae. The transcript has a single exon. The record is from RefSeq and is a predicted model, not a curated record.
AUGCAAACAGAGAAUACUACUAGUGGCAAUAUGAAAACAAUUAGCAACAUGGAUGAUGACAAUUCCGUAGUUGUAAUGCUCGUUGGCGAUCCAGGAUCAGGAAAGAGUUCAUUCGGAAACUUGUACCUCAAGAAAGAAGCUUUUGAAACAAGUCAAAGACCUCUACCAUGUACAUUGAUUCCUAAUUACGAGUCCAAUGUUGUUGAUGGAAUGGAGAGAACUGUUAUUGAUACUGAAGGCUUUGAUGAUGGUGUGCAUUCAGUUGAAGAGCAGAUUCAAAGAUUGGCAGUAAUGCUUAGAAGAUACAAUAUAGGAAUUAGCGCAAUUGGUGUUGUAAUUCAAGCUGAACAACUCAGAAUAACACAAGGAGUAAAAAAUGUUAUCAAGUUUGUCUAUGACGCAUUUGGUGAUGUAAUAUUAUCUCAUCUUUGUAUUAUUUUCACUCACUGCACAAGAAGAUUCCCAGAUCGAACUAUCAAAAACAAUUCUUAUAAAAAUGCAAUCAUCAAGUAUUUGACUGAAAUCUCAGGGAAGGAUACAAUUCAAGGCCUUCCAAUAUAUUAUUUCAACUGUAUGAAACCAGAAAAAGACUUUGUUGCUGAGAACUUGAUGCACUUUCAUGGAUGGGUUGCUAGUCGUCAGAAAUUCUGUUCAUCAGAAGUUAGAGAUGCUGAUUUUGGAUAUACCACGCAGGAAGAAAAAGAGGAAGGUCAUUCAAUUGGAAUAGUAACAGAAGGAAACAUAACAUAUGAAAAUUUCAUUGAUAGAAUGCGUGUGAAAUAUAUACCAAAUAACAAUAGUGAAAAACCUUCAUAUUCAGAAUGGGAGACAACGAAAGAAUAUAGAAAGAAGAUCAAGGAAGUUUCAGAAGAAAGAGUAGAUAAUUCCUUCUUAUGCUAUUCAUUUGAAGGAGACAAAAAAUAUGAAAUCACAAUUGACAAAGUCAGAACUAUUACAGUGGAUUUUGAAACAGGACAAGUUGAGCAUGGACCAUGGGGUGAAAUUGCACGCCAUAAGAAAGUUGUUGAUUCUACAAAAGAAAGAGAAGAAACAACGACGAGUUCAUGGGUUGAAGUCGUUAAAGGUGGAUAUAACAUAGUUUGUGCCAAAUUCAGGAGAAAGAUCAUAAUUACUCCAGAUGGAAAUGUGAACUUUGGUGAUGAAAUUGAGAUUCCAGGAACCAGAGUCUCCCAAUUCAUUAAAAACGAGGUAGUCGUCGUUAAAAAAGGUGGCUGCUUACUUAUUUAA